GAAAACAUUAAGUUGAAAGAAAAAAUGAUUCUUGUGUUUAAAGAAAGACAAGAAGAACAAACCAUAUUCUCCUUCCUAUUCAUUUCAUUUCUAGCAAUACUAAAUAUCUGAACAUUUUCUAUACAAAUACCUUACUUUUUCUGCCACACCCUUUAUAUAAAAAUAGUAUAUAAUUGGUGGAUCUUCUUGGAUUCAUCUUUAUUCUCUUCUCUCUCUCUUUCUCUUUCUCUUUCUCUUUCUCUCAAUCUCUCUCAUUCAGAAAAAGGUUAUUCCAAAAUCACAAUCAACCAAAAGAGCAACAUGGGGAGAGCACCUUGCUGUGACAAAGCAAACGUGAAGAAAGGACCUUGGUCACCAGAAGAAGAUGCUAAGCUCAAAUCCUACAUCCAACAACAUGGUACUGUUGGUAACUGGAUCACUUUGCCACAAAAAAUUGGCCUUAAGCGAUGUGGCAAGAGUUGUCGGCUAAGAUGGCUAAACUAUCUUCGCCCUAACAUCAAGCACGGUGGUUUCACCGAAGAAGAAGACAACAUCAUUUGUAACCUUUACAUCAGAAUUGGAAGCAGGUGGUCGGUUAUUGCAGGCCAAUUGCCAGGAAGAACUGAUAAUGAUAUAAAGAACUAUUGGAACACGAAGCUGAAAAAGAAGCUUUUAGGGAAACAUCGGAAAGAACAACAAUUGCAAGUACGUAGUAAUAGAUUAUUAGCCGGUGUUAAGCACGAUGAGAGAAAUGGAAGAAAGAGUGAAAGUUUUUCAUCAAAUUUGGUUUAUGAAAAUACUACUCAACAACAUAUGUUAAAUCCAUAUUGGCCAUCAAAUAAUAUACCUAUGCAUAUUCCACCGUUGACAUACACAAACCAACAAGGUCAUACUCCUCCUAGUUUCAACGAUCAAGAUUCGAUUAGAAAAUUGUUAAUCAAGCUUGGAGGGAGAUUCUCUAAUGAAGAUGAUGAUUGUUAUCAACCAAUCCUUGAUCAUGAGUUCAAUUUUCAAUUCCCAGAUAACGGAGUUUCUGCGAUGCAACAAAUUCAUGAAGAACAUAUUGGCUCUUCUUCCGGCUGCACGAGCUCUAUAAUGAACAAUAACCAAUUAGUACAAUAUUUUUCUGAUCAGUCUCAAAGUUAUGAUCAUCAGUAUUAUGGUGAAGGAGUAACAGGACAAGAAUUGGUGCAAGAACAAGGAAGUUUCACUGCAACAACAACGACAUCUAGUAAUAAUAAUUAUUCGCAGAAGUUAAGCGGGUUGGAAUUCAUCUACGGAGAAGACAUGGACGGUACAAUUUGUAGUAACUGGGGUGAGACUGAGCUGUAGUACUUAGAUAUAUCUUCCUAACUGCGGCAAGAGGCAAGAGAUCGGAGCCACAAGAUCAAUGUGUUUUUCAAAUUCAAGGAAAAAAAAAGCUUGUAUAUAUUAAUUUGAUUUUCUAUAUAUAGAUAGAUUAUAAAUUUCAGCUAGGUAUAGAAUUUGUGUGCUGAAUCUUUGUCAAUGAGUACUUUUAAUUUUCUGAAUUGUUUGUGAAUUUUAAUAUCAUGGUUGUAAUUUUGAGAUAUCAUUGUGUUCUAAUUAUAUUAGUGAUUACUUUUUGUUUCAAAAA
Trifolium pratense (red clover) is the source of this 1594-nucleotide messenger RNA. RefSeq names its product transcription factor RAX3-like. The record is from RefSeq and is a predicted model, not a curated record. The coding region runs from base 301 to 1311 and encodes 336 amino acids. The transcript has 3 exons. Lineage: Eukaryota; Viridiplantae; Streptophyta; Magnoliopsida; Fabales; Fabaceae.